GGGGGGGGCGGGGGCGGGGAGCGCUGAAGCAAACCCUAAUACAUAAUAGCCGGGCGCCUCCACAUCGGUUUGAUUCUUGAAAUUUCUGAUAUUCUUGGCCGCUAAGCUCUCCCCUUCCUCCCGUCGACAUGGUGAACGUUCCAAAGACCAAAAAGACUUACUGCAAGAGUAAAGAAUGCAGGAAGCACACCUUACACAAGGUAACACAAUACAAGAAAGGGAAAGACAGCCUUGCAGCUCAGGGUAAGCGCCGUUAUGACCGCAAACAGUCUGGAUAUGGUGGCCAGACAAAGCCUGUCUUCCACAAGAAGGCAAAAACCACCAAGAAAAUCGUCUUGAGGCUGCAGUGUCAGGCGUGCAAACAUGUAUCCCAACACCCAAUCAAGAGAUGUAAGCAUUUUGAGAUUGGUGGUGAUAAGAAGGGGAAGGGAACCUCUCUGUUUUAGGUGGAGAAAUAGGAUCUGCUGGCUUUUGCUAUUAUGUUUGGCUUUUCUUUUUUUUUUUUUCUUUUAAAGUAUGGGACAUUGUCUUCGCUUACAUUUCUUACAUGUAACGUAGUGUUUUCACUAGAUUUUUUGGGUUCACUUAACUGAACCUCGGUCAAAUCUGCAGUCAAUUUUGAUACUGUUCCUCUUAAAAUUUGAGGUUUUGAAUGGAAGAUGUAUUUUCCUUUAUUUUGGUCUUAAAUGAAACGGUCUCUGGGUCUAUUUCGUACCAGAAUGGUUAGAAUUAAAAUCCAAUGUGAUAUACGUAAA
Prosopis cineraria is the source of this 755-nucleotide messenger RNA. Its product is annotated as 60S ribosomal protein L44-like. Lineage: Eukaryota; Viridiplantae; Streptophyta; Magnoliopsida; Fabales; Fabaceae. The record is from RefSeq and is a predicted model, not a curated record. Bases 129 to 446 code for a protein of 105 amino acids. Gene Ontology annotation, cellular component: cytosolic large ribosomal subunit; ribosome. Gene Ontology annotation, biological process: translation. Gene Ontology annotation, molecular function: structural constituent of ribosome. The transcript has 4 exons.